Spirodela intermedia is the source of this 2408-nucleotide messenger RNA. The record is from the annotation of a GenBank genome assembly. NCBI's taxonomy places the organism in Eukaryota, Viridiplantae, Streptophyta, Magnoliopsida, Alismatales, Araceae.
AUGGAAGGAGGGGAAGGUGGCGGCGCUCUGCUGUCGGAGCUGUACAAGAGCGCCCAGAAAUUUCUGAUCCGGACCAAAGAGGGCCUCACAAGGCUCGAGGCCAUCGAGUUUUCCUCUGGCGCGUCAUCCUCCGCAUCGUCGUCCGCAUCCUCCUCGUUUGCCCUGGCGGGGGACCCGAUGGAGCUGUCGACAGCCGUACGGAGGGACAUCGGCCAGAUCCAGUCGCUCUGCGCCGAGAUGGAUCGCCUAUGGAGGUCCAUCCCCAGCCCCGGGCAACGGGGCCUCUGGAAGAGGUGAGUCGAAAGGGAGAUUAGAAAUUUUUCUAAUAGGUAGCUGUUUGACGAAGAGCAAACAAAGAUGAUAAUAUUUGCUACCCUGUGAUGUUAUUCCUCACCAUAACCAACCUUUUUUUCUUUAAAAUAAACAAUUUAUCUACAACCCGGCGUUUGUCUGAGAUGCUGCUUUCUUUGGAUAGAGUGGCUGUAUAAACUCAAUUUCCCAUUGACCUAUGAUGCCCUUUUAUUGAGGAUUGUUUGUGCUGGGGACAAAUAUUAUGUCGUGCAGACGUUGGCCAAUGUCCUUUUGAUUAGCGAGAGUGAACCCAACAUUGUCCUAAACUACUUCAUUAGCAAUCCGUGAUUUUUACCGUCUUUUCCCACUCUUUCAAAUUCUUGAUGCAUAUCUGGCGUGUUAUUUUCAUGAGAUGUUGAAAUGGUCGCUUGCCUUUCCAAAAUCUUCUUGAGCUAGUCAAUCAGUUCCUAUAAAGUGGAUGCAUUCUGUCAUAUAAGCUGUGCUGUAUAACUUCUGCGAGAGUUCCCUUUGUCAGCAAUACCAUUGUUAGAUGGUCAUGCCUUUGAUCUCAUUAAGGGUCGUUACGUCUUUUCAUAAUUUUAUGCUCUGAAGCCUGGAUCAGAGUAAAAAGAGCUUCCGGCUUUGUCUGGGUUUAGGAACCAUGACUACCUUAUGUAGUAUGAUAUGUCAAAUGAUGUAGAAAAAGCGUUUUGAAUUAUUUAUGCCAGUUAACAGCCUUCAGCUUUUCUCAACCUUUGCAACUCGGGAUAUUGUCCAACAUUUUUUGCUUAUUGGAGAAGCUCUUUGAAGAUUGGGAAUUUUUUUCAUGCCGCACAGACUGAUGGCUCCAAUGAUGUUAUGGUCUCCCACAUAUAUGAUAAGGAAUAUCAAGCAUUCAAAAUUUCGUGGAUACUUUUUUUUUAGAAUAUUUUCUGAAUUGUACUGAGCAGGAGAAGUUUUUGGAAAUUCCUACUUUGAAAAUCUACUCUUAUUUGGUGUUUUUAUCAUCCGUGACAUUUCAAUGUUGCCUCGAAUUGGAAAUUUGCUAGACUUUGUGAACAAAUAUUCCUGAUGUUUUUUUGCAAUAGCAGCAGGUGUUGUUUAAGGAAUCAAGCCUUUCUUCUUGACAUCAUUUGUUGAAUACCGACUAUUUAGACCCACAACAUAACAUUUGAUCAAUUUUCUUCGCUCUUUAUGGAAGGAAUACUCUGUUCAUUCUUAUAGGCGGGAGUCAUCUUCUUGUGGUGCUCUUCACCUCGACUUACUUGUCUUCAGCUGUUUUGUCUUGAGCCACCUAUACUGAUUUACUUCUUCCUGCUCACAUGUACUCUACUGACUGUCUUAGGAUAUUUGAAUAGUUUUCUACUUGUCAUAUGUAUGGAAAUGCUGAUUGCAUUUUUUUUCUUUGCUAUGCUCCUCCUACCCUUCUCAUUUCCUGAACUAGUCUCCAAAUUUUCAACAGAGCUUCUGCAAUACACAUGAUUUCCUAACGCGAGGUCAAUCUUUUGUGACCCAGAAAAGUAGAGCAGGUAGCGGAGGAGGCAGACUCCUUGAGGAAAAGCCUCGACAGGCAGGCACUUCGCCAUGAAAGCCGGAUUCAGGAAGCUAAGGACCGGAAAGACUUGCUAGAAAGAGCGGUGGGGCAUCUCCCCUCUCCCCCCCAUCAACUUACGGCAUUAAUUCCAAUAUUUUAUAUCUUAUUCAUCUUCAUCUGGCAGAACGGGGACUCCGAUCACGUGUUAAGGAUCUUUGAUGAGGAGGCCCAAGCUAUGCAGUCAGCACAAAACUCCUCCAAGAUGCUCGAGGAAGCUUAUGCCACUGGCGUGGCUGUCCUUUCCAAGUACUCUGAGCAGAGAGAUCGGAUCAAGGUACCCUUCUCUCUCCAAUUGGUGGCAGAGGACAGAUGGAUGCCUGGAAUAGAAAGGGAUUGACAGAUGAUCUCUUGUGGAAUGCAGAGAGCGCAGAGGAAGGCAUUGGAUAUCCUCAACACUGUUGGCCUCUCAAACUCGCUGCUGAAGCUCAUUGAGAGGCGACACCGCACUGACAAGUGGAUUGCUUAUGGAGGGAUGUUGUCGGUUAUCGUGGUUGUGUUUAUGUUCUGGAAGUGGAUCCACUGA